UUUCAUGUAACAUAUACACCGGUAUUGGGUGAAAAACAGGAAUUGGACGGGCCAUUGAUAACCUUGUGUAGUUCUUGCGGCGGAAGACAAAGAAGUUUAAAUAAAUGGGUCUAGCUUUAAUCGUCGGACUCCUCGGCCUUCUGAUUCUAUUUCACGCCGCUUAUUCAACUAUUCAGUAUAGGGGCCUUUUGAAGAUUACGGAGGAAGAGUUUUCAGGGCCUCCAUUCGACGUGGUGAUUGAGCUGUUUCUUGGAUUGUUGCUUUGUUUUUGGGCUGCCCUCACUGCGCCGGGGAAGUUUCUAUCCAUACAUCCUCACUCUGAAGAUAACAGAAUUGUCUCUUUACCUGCCAACCUAGACUUCAUGAUCUUCAACCACCGAGGCAAGGCCUUUCCUGUGGAAAUGGAUUUGAAGCUGAGACAAUGAGAACUAUUGGAUCCAGUGUCUUCAUCUCUCACACGAGGAGGAAAAUCUUUACACUGGAAAAUUAAAGAAUUGGGAUGUACAUUUUGACCGUUGGUUGAUGUAUCGGUUUUGCUGUUUCUUUUUGUAGCUUUGGCCAUUUGCCCUGCUAAUAAUGUUCACAGGAUGUUAUUACUUGACUCAUGUAUGAAGAGAUUGCUUGCACUUCAACUAAUACUUUACACAAUUGAUUUCCUGAA
Messenger RNA from Glycine soja, 661 nucleotides. Its product is annotated as membrane magnesium transporter-like. Lineage: Eukaryota; Viridiplantae; Streptophyta; Magnoliopsida; Fabales; Fabaceae. The record is from RefSeq and is a predicted model, not a curated record. The coding region runs from base 105 to 425 and encodes 106 amino acids. Gene Ontology annotation, cellular component: early endosome; EMC complex; plasma membrane. The transcript is spliced from 4 exons.